Molecule: messenger RNA, 1949 nt
Organism: Aspergillus glaucus CBS 516.65
Lineage: Eukaryota; Fungi; Ascomycota; Eurotiomycetes; Eurotiales; Aspergillaceae
Product: FAD-binding oxidoreductase
Exons: 4
Coding region: 170-1909 (579 amino acids)
Biological process (GO): lactate catabolic process
Cellular component (GO): mitochondrion
Molecular function (GO): D-lactate dehydrogenase (cytochrome) activity; FAD binding; D-lactate dehydrogenase (NAD+) activity
Source: RefSeq, a predicted model, not a curated record
GGAGUGUUUAGCCCCGAGCACAGCUGCGUUGAUCUAGCAGAAUAUCGAUAUCGCUUGAACCUCGCAGCUCAAUUGACUUUCAUCUUUUGAAUAUUAUCUGCUCACAGUCUUCAUGACAGUAGCAUAGUAUAUACCUUUCUCUAAAGACGUCUCUUCUACCCAUUGAACUAUGCGACUCCCCGCCGUUCCUCGGAGGCUUCCCCCGCAUCUCCGUCUACUUUAUCGCCGACCCCAAAUUUACCAGUCCACUUGCGUCGGUCGACUGUACAGCUCAAGCACCAACAGCGAAGGGAAUGGCGACCACAAAGAUUCUGCGCGAUCAGAAUCAUCGACAAACAAUUCCUCUUCUUCUCCCUCCUUCUGGAAUACGAAGACAUCUCUCAUCGCCGCUGCAGCCACCGCUGGGCUUGGAUACGGUUAUGCGACCUUAAGCCAGCCUUCGCAGUCGCAAAGCUCCAGUCUCUCACAAUCGCAAAGCGCCAAAGAACCUCAAUAUGGUUCGAUACAGGAUUUCGAAAAAGCCAUUGCCGAACUGCGAGAUAAGCUAGGCGACGAUGCGAUUAGCACAGAAGAGGACGAUCUGGAGCUUCAUGGGUAUUCGGAAUGGUCCAGCGUAAAUGCGGACCGUUUACCAGUUGCUAUUGCCUAUCCGCAAACUACGGAGGACGUCUCGCAAGUCGCGAAAAUAUGCCAUAAAUACAAGAUGCCCAUGAUACCAUACUCUGGAGGAUCUAGUUUGGAGGCCAAUUUCUCUGCGCCCCAUGGUGGCAUGACAAUUGAUUUCGCUUUCAUGAACCGGAUUCUCGAGCUACACGAAGACGACAUGGACAUUGUUGUUCAGCCGUCCAUCCAAUGGAUGGACUUGAAUGAGAAAAUCAAGGAUAGUGGGUUGUUCUUCCCCGUUGACCCUGGCCCAUCUGCAAUGAUCGGAGGUAUGGUGGGCACAAACUGUAGUGGCACGAAUGCUGUGCGCUAUGGUACUAUGAAGGAUUGGGUGAUCAAUCUGACUGUCGUUCUGGCGGAUGGUCGUGUCAUCAAGACAAGAAGACGCCCACGAAAAACAUCAGCGGGUUACAAUCUGACUGGUCUGUUUGUGGGGUCUGAAGGCACACUGGGUAUUGUAACUGAAGCCACUCUCAAACUGGCCGUCACCCCAGAGAAGACCCGCGUUGGAGUCGUCGCAUUCCCUACCAUGCGUGACGCUGCAUCGACCGCUAUGCAACUCAUCCGGAAAGGGAUCCCAGUACAAUGCAUGGAAAUUCUGGAUGACGUGCAGAUGGAUGUGAUCAAUCGGGCUGGGGGCACCGGACGUCCUUGGAAAGUCCUUCCAACGCUUUUCUUCAAAUUUUCCGGAACCAAUGUUGGAGUUUCGGACAGCAUCAGCCUAACCACUGAAUUAGCCAAAGGUAACAACGCCAGUUCCUUUGAGUUCGCGCAAAACGAGCGAGAAGGCAAUGACCUGUGGUCUGCGCGAAAGCAGGCUUUAUGGAGUAUGCUGGCCUUGCGAAAGGAAGGAUCUGACGUAUGGUCGACGGACGUUGCUGUCCCAAUUUCCCGGUUGCCUGAUAUUAUCGAUAUAUCCUCCAAGGAGAUCGCCAGCCUGGGCCUUUUCGCCAGUAUUCUCGGACAUAUCGGCGACGGGAAUUUCCACUCAAGUAUCAUGUUCGACAAAAAUGACCCCACAGAAUUAGCGCGUGUUGAGAAAGUCGUUCAUGACAUGGUUGACCGUGCUAUCGAGAUGGAGGGCUCUUGCACUGGAGAGCAUGGUGUCGGUCUGGGUAAGAAGGGAUCCCUCAAGAAGGAAUUGGGCCUCGAUACCAUCAACGUUAUGCGCAGUGUAAAGACAUCACUCGAUCCACAUUGGCUGCUCAACCCCGGGAAGAUCUUUGAUUUCGAUAACGAGUCAUGAUAUGGCGUCUAGCGAGGAAUGCUUUAAAUUUGACCAGCAU